Daucus carota subsp. sativus is the source of this 855-nucleotide messenger RNA. RefSeq names its product RING-H2 finger protein ATL67. The coding region runs from base 36 to 749 and encodes 237 amino acids. The record is from RefSeq and is a predicted model, not a curated record. Gene Ontology annotation, biological process: protein ubiquitination. The transcript has a single exon. NCBI's taxonomy places the organism in Eukaryota, Viridiplantae, Streptophyta, Magnoliopsida, Apiales, Apiaceae. Gene Ontology annotation, molecular function: transferase activity.
UAUAUCCUGAGAAUCGAGAAAUAAAUAAGCCAAGCAUGUUGGUGAUCAAGUUUGCAAAAGAAUCAAAGGAAACAGUAUUAAAUGCAUUCAUCUUCAAAUCUACCCAUCAUCUACCCCCAACCAUCCACUCAAAUGGCAGCCACCACACCACACUCACACCUCUCCUCCUCCUCCCCAUGUCCACCUUCCCUUUCUACACUCCCCCCACCACCCCACCCGACCCGCCCUCCCCAACCCGACCCGACAUUACCCACAUCCGUCUCCGCUACGCCACCGUUUUGUCCCUCGCCUUUCUCCUCAUCCUCGCUCUCAUCCUCCUCUGCUACCUCCUCUUCCGAAUUUCUCGCCGCCGCCCUAACCCUAACCCUAAUUUCAUCACUACUGACAACGGCAUUACGCUCCCGCGCUCAAUCUUCGUUGAUGACGAGGAAGCGGAUGAGCAGAACGGCGUCGUGGGACUCGAUCAGGCGGUGAUCGAUUCGUACCCGAAGGUGAAAUUCGUGAGAGGAGGCGAUUGCGGGGAUUCAGUAUGCGCAAUAUGCUUGUGCGAGUACAAGGAAGGGGAGAUGCUGAGAAUGUUGCCUGAUUGUAAGCACUGGUUUCACUUGAAGUGUGUUGAUGAGUGGCUGAAGCUGAAUGCUUCGUGUCCUGUUUGUCGGAACUCGCCUCUGCCGACUCCUCUGUCGACGCCGUUGUCCGAGGUGGUUCCGCUGUCUCUAUAUACUGAUGGUCGGAAUCGGAGGAGGUGAUGCUUGCUCAAUUGUGUAGGAACGGAACUGUUUAGUGGCUUAGCUGUGUGCUUGUGUUUAUAAGAAUAUUGAUAUCGAGAAAUAGAAUUUUGUGAAUUUUUUUUUU